Molecule: messenger RNA, 1788 nt
Organism: Tetrapisispora phaffii CBS 4417
Lineage: Eukaryota; Fungi; Ascomycota; Saccharomycetes; Saccharomycetales; Saccharomycetaceae
Product: O-acyltransferase
Exons: 1
Coding region: 1-1788 (595 amino acids)
Biological process (GO): GPI anchor biosynthetic process
Cellular component (GO): endoplasmic reticulum
Source: RefSeq, a predicted model, not a curated record
AUGUAUCAACUACUAGAGGAAUUAAAAUAUUUUCUUUCUGUUGAAUCUUUAGAUUCACGUAUUAUAGCUGAGCCUAUUAAUCUGGUUGAUCCUGAUGAGAAGGAAUUCACAGCUAGUAAGAGGAAGGAUGCUAAGGGUAAAAAAAAUAAUAAGAAUAAGAGUACAAUCACUGUUGUAAAUAAGCCAUUAUGGAAUACUUUAGAAUUUAAACUUUACUAUGUGGCCUUCGCCAUCGUCGUUCCUUGGAUGUUGAAAGUUGCAAUGGAUGCCAGCAGUGAAUCAAAUCCAAAUUAUCCAGCAUUUGAAGGUUUAUUAUCGAAAGGCUGGAUGUUUGGCAGAAAAGUUGACAAUAGUGAUUCACAGUAUAGGUUUUUUAGAGAUAAUUUAAUGCUAUUGGUUGGUCUAAUGAUUCUUCAUACUUCAGUUAAAAAAGUUAUAUUAAUUGUUCUAAAAAGCACAAAUAAAAUAAAAUUUGAUUGUAUUUUUGGUAUGAUAUUUAUAUUUGCCCUACAUGGAGUUAAUUCAAUACGAUUGAUGAGCCAUGUAUUAGUUGUAUUUAUAUUAUCGCAUUUACUAAGGAAUAAUAGAAAAACUGCAACUAUUGUAAUUUGGAGUUAUGCUAUCUUUAGUUUAUUUUUUAAUUCUAUCUUCUGGAAUUAUCCAUUGGGUCAAAUAUUAGACAUACUAUCUCCUAUUGAUUCUUCAUUUAAGGGAAUUAUUGAAAGAUGGGAUGUGUUCUACAAUUUUACUUUAUUGAGAAUAUUAAGUUAUAAUUUAGAUUACCUACAGAGAUAUUCCGAUUUGAAAGGAAAUAGCGGAAGUAGAAGUUCGUCUAUUGAAGAAACUAACACUUCAAAUGACUCUACAAAAAAAACACAGGCUACUGAAAGAGAAAGAUUAAUAUAUCCUCAUCCAUUAGAAGAAUAUCGUUUUGCAAAUUAUUUUGCUUAUAUCACCUAUGCUCCCUUAUUUAUCGCUGGUCCGAUUAUUACAUUUAAUGAUUAUGUUUAUCAGUCAAAGAAUCAAUCAGCAUGGAUUAAUAAAAAAGCUAUCGUCAGUUAUGCUAUUAAAGUAUUCAUAGCUGUACUAACUAUGGAAACUAUAUUACAUUUCACUUACGUUGUAGCAGUUUCAAAGAGAAAGGCUUGGGGUGGUGAUUCUCCAUUCCAAAUGUCCAUGAUUGGUUUGUUAAACCUAAAUAUUAUUUGGCUGAAAUUAAUGAUUCCAUGGAGAUUAUUUAGACUUUGGGCUAUGAUUGAUGGGAUGGAUACGCCAGAAAAUAUGAUCAGAUGUGUUGACAAUAAUUAUAGUGCCUUAGCAUUUUGGAGAGCAUGGCACAGAAGUUACAACAAAUGGGUUGUUCAUUAUAUCUACAUCCCAUUAGGAGGAUCAAAUAAUAGAAUACUGACAACUUUAACAGUUUUUUCUUUUGUUGCAAUUUGGCAUGAUAUACAAUUGAAGUUGCUACUAUGGGGUUGGUUGAUCGUAUUAUUUUUAUUACCAGAAUUAUUUCUAACUAGAUACUUUUCUAAAUACCAGAGCUCGAGAUGGUACAGACAUAUAUGUGCAGUAGGUGCCGUGAUUAAUAUUUGGAUGAUGAUGAUUGCAAACUUAUUUGGAUUCUGUUUGGGAGCGGACGGUACAAAGUUAUUUCUGAAUGAUAUUUUUGGCUCUUUGUCUGGAUUAGCAUUUUUUAUAACUGCAAGUGGAUGUCUAUUCAUCGCAGUCCAACUAAUGUUUGAACAGAGAGAAGCUGAAAAGAGAGCUGGUAUUUUUGUUAAAUGUUAA